This is a messenger RNA of Drosophila mojavensis, 3215 nucleotides long. Its product is annotated as serine/threonine-protein kinase dyf-5. NCBI's taxonomy places the organism in Eukaryota, Metazoa, Arthropoda, Insecta, Diptera, Drosophilidae. Gene Ontology annotation, biological process: intracellular signal transduction; cilium assembly; protein phosphorylation. The record is from RefSeq and is a predicted model, not a curated record. Gene Ontology annotation, molecular function: ATP binding; protein serine/threonine kinase activity. The transcript is spliced from 9 exons. Gene Ontology annotation, cellular component: cilium; cytoplasm; nucleus. Bases 678 to 2897 code for a protein of 739 amino acids.
UUGCUCGCUGGCUAUGGAACAUAUGACGGGAACUUGACUCGCUCGAGCGUCGGCACACCGUUGUCCCGGCAACGCGCUAGUGUCGCAAACAAUAAAUUGGUAAAUGCGAAGCCAUUGAGUGCAGCGGGUGCCUGGUUACCAGCCGAAAGGCUAUUCCACCGACUCUCAAGUCGCAUGUGGAGAAUGCGUAUUGUGGUCCUGCUCCUUGGCUGCCAAAAAAAAAAAAGCCAGGUUCAACCCUGGCGACUUGAACAGGUGCAAGCGUUUGGCUCCUCGAAUGAUUCCACGUAGUCGUUGGGCUUCGUGCGUGGCUCCGGUCUCUCUCUCUCUCUCUCUCUCCCUCUCUCUCGCUCUCGCUUUGUCGCUCCCGAGGCGUGUUUGUUGACAACGGACUUGGGAGGGGCGCUUGGUCUACUUAGGGUUGCGGUUGUUGUGGAUAUCGGCAUAGUUGGUAGUUGUUCACGUUUGCUUCUAAAAUAAACUCCUGCUCGCAAUAGAUAUUGAGAUUAGCUCGCUUCGAUUUCAAUUUCGCAACAUAAAUAUCUACAAAUUUAUAACAAAAUAUAUUCACAAUAAAUAUUCAAACAUUCCCGUGACGGAUUCAAGUGCAUCUUAGUUGAACAAAUUCGAGUUGCUUGUGGAAAAUAUGUAAAAGACGCUCCCAUGCUGAUUGUAUAAUGAAUCGUUAUAUAACACUGACCCAACUGGGUGAUGGAACGUAUGGAACCGUUGUGCUUGGCCAGCGUAAGGACACUGGCGAGAAGGUGGCCAUAAAACGCAUGAAGCGCAAAUAUUAUUCCUGGGAGGAGGCUAUGAAUCUGCGUGAAGUGAAGUCUCUUAAGAAAUUAUCGCAUCCAAAUAUCGUAAAGCUGAAGGAAGUGAUCAGAGAAAACGAUACGUUAUAUUUUGUUUUUGAGUAUAUGAAGGAGAAUCUGUACCAAAUGAUCAAGGAUCGCGAUACGCAUUUACCUGAGCUGGAGCUCAAGAGCAUUCUGUUUCAGGUUUUAACUGGCUUGGCUUUCAUGCAUCGACAUGGGUUCUUUCAUCGCGAUCUGAAGCCUGAGAAUUUGUUGUGCUCCGGCCCGGAGUUGAUUAAAAUUGCGGACUUUGGACUGGCACGAGAGAUACGCUCCCGGCCGCCUUUCACGGACUAUGUGUCCACGCGCUGGUACCGGGCGCCGGAGGUGCUUCUGCACUCGACCAACUACGGCAGCUCCAUUGAUCUCUGGGCCAUGGGCUGUAUCAUGGCCGAGCUGUAUACGUUCCGGCCACUCUUCCCCGGCAGCAGCGAGGUGGAUCAGCUCUUCAAGAUUUGCUCUGUGCUGGGCACGCCCGGAAAGAGCGAUUGGCCCGAUGGCUAUCGACUGGCUGCCAUGAUACACUUUCGGUAUCCGGAUUGCAUCAAGGUGCCGCUGAGCAGCGUGGUCACGCGCUGCAGCCAAAACGGCUUGGAUUUGCUGGAGGAUCUGCUGGCCUACGAUCCUGAGAAACGGCCAACGGCCCAGCAGAGUCUCAAGUAUCCGUAUUUUCAUGCGCUCAAGCGCAUCUCGCCCGCGGCGGCUGCCAAGGCCAAUGUGCGGCUCAGCUCCAAGUAUGGUGCUGGGUCCGGACCCGUGCACCUUGUCCUACCUCCCACUGUGUCAAAUAAUGUGCUUCCGGUGCAGGAGAAACUGCAGGCCGUGACUGAGCUCAUACAUCAGAGCAACAUCAACAACAAUAACAACAACAAUAGCACCAAUAACAACAACAACAGCAACAGCGACAACAACAUCAAGAACAAUGGCAAAUCGCUGUACAAUGGCCAGGUCGGCAAGAAUGUGAGCAUACCCAUCAAAUACCAGCCCAAGAUAAGCUUCCUCUCCAACAACGAUCUCUCCACGGAUCCAUGCGCUCUCGGCAUGGACAUGGCCACGCAGCCGACGGGCAAAGAGUCGAUCAAUGAUAUUUAUCUGAAUCGCAACAUCUCUCAGCUGUUUGGCUUGCCAGCUCAUCAGCAGCCGCAGCAGCUGCCGCAGCACCAACAACAGCAACAACAGCCACACCCACAGCCCCAGCUGCCUCCCAAUGUCUCCUUCAGCAAUACGUCGACGCGCAACGAUGGGGCCAUCUACGUGAAUGGCAGUCAACUGAGCUACGAGACGGCCAAUAAGAAUGCCAAAAACAACACCCGCAUGGCGCCUGGCAUCGGGGGCUACUACGUGCAGACGCGGCCCACGCUGCUGCAGCCCGAGGCCAAGGUGUACAACAUGUUCUCGAAGGUGAGCGCCGUGCCAGCACCGCCGAAUCUUAUCGUGCGCCAGCACCAGCCGCCGCUGCCCUUCGAGCCGACGUCCCUGCUCAACGGAUCGGCCAUACGAUUGUCGGCGCGCUCUCAGGCAGCUCCAUCAGCGGAGCCAAGGAUAAAGGCUGAUGAUCUGGAUCUGAUAUUGGGCUCAAAACUGAAAACGUCAGCGAAACGGCAACGCAACGCCAAGUCGAACAUCCUGCUGGAGGAUCUGUUCGGCCAUCUGUCCAUGGACUCGGACAGCGACAGCAAGUACCCGCACACGGUGCCGCCCACGCAGCAAGCGAAGAGCGGCCAAACGACGACCAGCUCCCAGAACGGACGCGACUUCUUCAGCGAGAACUUCAAGCGCGAUCGCGUCACCAAGAGGCGCAGCCCCAACAGCCUGGAGGCGAACAAUGGCAGCCGCACAGAUUCGCUCUCCACGAAUCCUGAUACCCAAAACGACUCCUCAACUGAUGAAGGCUGUCGCUUUUGGCCCAUAAGAGCUCAGAAAACUUUAAAAGAAAAGGGGGCCAGCUUUCCCUGGGACGAGACGAACAAAACGGAGGAUGAGAAACUGACAGCUUGGAUGGUCGCCGAGAAUGGUUCGUUGCUGGAAAACAAGUUUUGAUAAGGAUGAACUGAUCGUGGCAUGAGAAUACGAGCACUCGUUUAUGUUGUCGUACCUGAAACCCUGAAACCUUCGCGUCAUAAAUACCCAAAAUCUAUUUCAGCGCGUCUCCUUCUAUGUUUUCAUCGAACUGAAUUCGUAUAACAACCAGAAGGACACUAAUCAUCAUGUAAAGUUAACGUAACGUCUAAACUAAAUUAUAUGUGUUUAUAAAAUCCAUUAUUUUUAAUGCUGUGAUAAUUAUAGAAAGACAUAAAUAUAUGUAACAAAUAACUAUAUCAUGUUAAUGGUUAAUUAUAAGUCAAUAAUAAAAUCUGU